GGCUUAUUUCGGACCCUGCUUAGUGCGACUAUGUAGGGAUCAUAGGGGGAUUUAGGGACGGCUUCCUCUCCACGCUUUCUACCGCUGUUUCUCUUUUAGAUUUGCUCAAGCAAGGAGGUAGAGGCUUGUAUUUAUUAUUUUAGUGUCUUGUUAAAUAAGCCAUGGCUACAGGAGAGCCCAAAAGCAAGAAAAUCAAACUUGAGGAAAAGACAAUCAGUCAAAAUGCUCUCUUUGGCAUGGGAAAUCCCCUGCUGGACAUGUGUGCUGUGGUGGACAAGGAUUUUCUUGACAAGUACGGGCUCAAGCCAAAUGACCAGAUUUUAGCAGAAGAAAAACACAAGGAAAUGUUUGAAGAAAUAGUCAAGAAUUUUAAAGUGGAGUACCAUGCUGGCGGUGCCACCCAGAACUCUGUGAUGAUUGCCCAGUGGAUGAUCCAGAAGCCCCACAAAGUGGCCACUUUCUUCGGCUGCAUCGGCAAAGACGAGUUUGGAAAGAUUCUGAAGCAGAAGGCAGAAGAAUGCCAUGUGGACGCCCAUUACUAUGAGCAGGGCAAGGAGCCGACAGGGACCUGCGCCGCCUGCAUCACUGGAGACAACAGGUCUCUUGUUGCCAAUCUGGGGGCUGCCAACUGUUAUAAGAAAGACAAACAUCUGGACCUGGAGGAGAACUGGAAGCUGGUAGAAAAAGCAAAAGUCUACUACAUUGCUGGUUUCUUCUUGACCGUGUCCUUGGAGUCGAUCCUGAAGGUGGCGAAGCAUGCCUUUGAAAACAACAAGAUCUUCUGCCUUAACCUGUCGGCUCCCUUCAUCAGCGAGCACUAUAAGGAUUCCCUAAUGGAGGUCAUGCCUUAUGUGGACGUCCUGUUCGGCAAUGAGACGGAGGCUGCCACGUUCGCGCACGAGCAGGGUUUCGAGAUAGAGGACAUUGAGGAGAUUGCCAAGAAGACCCAGAGUUUACCCAAGGAAAACAAGAAAAGGCAGAGAGUCGUGGUCUUUACCCAAGGCAAGGAGGGCACCGUAAUGGCCUAUGGUGAAAAGGUGGAAACGUUCCCCGUCAUAGAGAUUGACCAGAAAGAUAUUGUGGACACCAAUGGAGCUGGAGAUGCAUUUGUAGGAGGUUGGUUUCAGCAUAAUGCCAGUUGUAUAAGUCUUUAAUUCCACUGUAUAUACAGACUACAGGAACAGUACAGUAGACUGCCUUGUUUAUGGGAUAAAAAGGAUCUUCUUUCAAGGAGGACUAAUAGAGCUUCUCAACUCAUUGUGGGCUUCACUUAAUAACUGUGUACUGUUCAGACUUCAAACAGCCGGUGUGCAUGUCUGCACCUGAGCUGGACUAUAAGCUAAGUAUCACACUUGUUUUAGUUCUCAUGCAAAAAGGGAAGUUCUAAUAGUUAGAAUUGUUUUUCUCCUACACCUUUGUCUUAUUUAUUCAUUCUUCUAUACAUUCAUUGUAUCCAUUCAUCCAGCCACCCAUACAUUCACUCCGCCUGCCAACAGAACCCACAAAUCCAUCCAUCUGCCACCCAUGCACACCCCUCCAGAUGUCCACCCAACUACACACCCACCCAUUAGUCCAUCUACCAAACACAUUCAAUUAUCCACCGACCCACCAGUUCAUACAUCUACCCACAAAAUCCAACUAAAACCCCAACCAACCACCAGUCAACCAAUCCAUCCAACCAUCUGUAUACUCACCCACCAGUCUAACUAUCUACUCAGCCAUCCGACUAUUAAAACGUCUAUACCUACCCAGCUAGAUAGCCAACCUAUUUCUCUACCCACUCACCUCUCUAUCGACCCAUCUAUCUGCCCACCACUCCAGCCAACCCACAAUCCACCCUUCCAGUUGUUAACACACACACACAAACACACCCAUGUACCCCCAUGCACCCACUGAUCCAGUCCCACACCCACCAUUCAGUCCAUCUGCCCACCUACCCAUCUAGCUCAAAAUCAAACCAGGUACCCACCACAGUGCAAUGAUCCCUGUAGCUUUAUACAUCUAAACAGAUAGAUUUUAUUGUCUCUCUCUGUCUUUCCCAUAGCUCGUCCAGUAUGAUUCUGACACUGAUAGAGCUAUGAGCUUGUUUGCACGAACGUCAUAUUGAUUUUUUUUUUCUUUCUUUUUUCUAACACGUUUAUCCAUAUACCAACGAGAGGUGGAAGGCCAUUGCUCCACCAUGCUGGAAAAUGAAUUUGCCAGCUGUUUUUCAAUGUGCCUUGGUGGUGUUGCAGAGUGCAGA
This is a messenger RNA of Tachysurus fulvidraco (yellow catfish), 2242 nucleotides long. It is a transcript of the gene adka, whose product is annotated as adenosine kinase a. Gene Ontology annotation, molecular function: adenosine kinase activity. The record is from RefSeq and is a predicted model, not a curated record. Bases 162 to 1154 code for a protein of 330 amino acids. Gene Ontology annotation, cellular component: nucleus; cytosol. Lineage: Eukaryota; Metazoa; Chordata; Actinopteri; Siluriformes; Bagridae. The transcript is spliced from 11 exons. Gene Ontology annotation, biological process: purine ribonucleoside salvage.